UUCAAUAGCUUAGAGAAAUAAAGAAACAAACAAAGAAAAUAUCUUUUUAACGACAAUGGACGUUAGCUUCGUUACUCAGUUCUUGAUUUUCUUGUUCUGUGCAACUCUGCAAUUCUCUCCCUCAGAAUCCCAGAAAUGCACCUCGCAAAAAUUCAGAAGCAACAAACUCUUUGCAAAUUGCACUGAUCUUCCUGUCCUGAAUUCCUACCUACACUUCAACUACAAUUCUUCAAAUUCAUCUCUUUCCAUUGCUUUCAUCGCUUCUCCGGCCAAACCGGACGGCUGGAUUGCAUGGGCGAUCAACCCGACGUCCACUGGCAUGGUGGGUUCACAGGCUUUUAUAGCAUACAAAUCCAGCGGCUCUGUGAUCGUCAACACUUACAACAUUAGCGGCUAUACACCGCCUCAGGUAUCCAAGCUAUCGUUUGAUGCGUGGGACAUAAGUGCGGAGUCUGACGGCGAUAAUAUGGUGAUAUUUGCGACGGUGAAGGUGCCGGAGAAGGCAGAAAGUCUGAACCAGGUUUGGCAGGUGGGCUCAUCUGUAACGGGUAGCAUUCCAGACAAGCAUGAUACGGCGGCGGAUAACGAAAAUUCUAAAGGGUUAUUGAAAUUUGCGGCUGCUAGUUCUGCUCCUGCUCCUGCUCCUGCUCCUGCUUCUGCUCCUGCUCCUGCUUCUGAUAAAUCUGGAAGCUUUUCUGGAUUUGGAAAUUGGGAUGUUUCUUUGCUUGCUGGAUUAUUUAUCUUGCUUGGUAGUUCUCUUGCAAUUUGAGAAAUCUUCAAAUAGUUUAUGUUUCCAUUUAUUUUCGAUUUUCUUUGCUUCGGUUUCCUGCAGUUGAAUUUGUUAAGACUCUCAUUUUAUAGAAAAAUUAUUGCAAGAAUUAAU
This is a messenger RNA of Manihot esculenta (cassava), 883 nucleotides long. Its product is annotated as auxin-induced in root cultures protein 12. The transcript has a single exon. The coding region runs from base 56 to 769 and encodes 237 amino acids. The record is from RefSeq and is a predicted model, not a curated record. NCBI's taxonomy places the organism in Eukaryota, Viridiplantae, Streptophyta, Magnoliopsida, Malpighiales, Euphorbiaceae.